AUCCUAAUUUACUACAAUUUAAUCCAAGUUUCCCUCUUUCUUUUAUAUAUUAAGAAGAUUCUUUUAGUUUGAAACAGUCUUAUAAGCGUGAAUUUUUCACUUUCCAUUAAAGUAAGGUAUCUGCGAAUUCACUAAAUAAAUAUUGCCUGACAUUCUUUACUUUAAUUUUCCGAUAUAAUCCAUACUCGACCCAUUUUGUACUAAAUUCGUAAAAUAGCAUAUUUUAGGCGGAGUUUGGCGGCAUCCCGUAUACGAACCAUAUAUAAUUAAUUUUCAAAAUGUAUUACGCUAUAGGAUCUCAUAGUACACCACCUCCACCGGAUCCAAAAGAUUUAUAUAAAAGAACUUCUAAAUCUAAUUCUACUACUACUAAAAAAUCUCCUUUAGGAACUUCUGCAUCUGAUAAUUUCUUAGCAAAACCACCUAAAAAAGAUCAAGAAAUUACUAGAACAAAUAGUAUUACUACGUUACAUUCAGACGGUAAUGAGAACUCAAAUUAUAAACUUGUAAAAAUGAAUAGUCGAAAUUCCCUUGAUUCCAAAUUUAAUUAUAAGACUCAAUAUAAAAUUCAAUUAACAUUAAGUCCUAGAGAAAUAGAUUUAAUUCGAUAUUCUUGGAAUAAAAUAUUGUUAGAUGAACCUUUAGUAGAUAAGAAACAAGCCCGUAAAAUGGGUGGAAAUGCGGCUAUCUCUACUAAUACACAAAAUAAUAAUCAAAAUCAUUAUGUUACUUUUACAAAUACAUCUACAGUUGCUUCAUCAUUAUUCUGUCGACAAUUUUAUGGUAAUUUACUUUUAAGUAGUCCAGAUUUAGAAAAAAUGUACCCUAGUAUAAAUCAUCAAGCAGUUGCAUUUGCAGGAAUUAUGUCAAUGGUUAUAUCACAACUUGAAAAUUUAGAAAGUAUUGAAGAUUAUCUUAUAAAAUUAGGUAAACGUCAUGCGAGAAUUCUUAAUAUUGAAGGUUGUCAUUUUGCCUUAAUGGGUGAAGCUUUAAUUCAAACAUUUCAAGAGAGAUUUGGUAUUCACUUUAAUCAAGAAUUAGAAAUGUUAUGGAUUAAAUUAUAUCUUUAUUUAGCUAAUUCAUUAUUACAAUUUGGUAUGGAUCCAGUAAUAAAAUUAGGAAAUGAUUAUGAAGAAGAAGAAGAUUCAUUUAGUCCAUUUUCAUUCCUUAGGAAAACUAAUACUCGUUCAACGGUUACAUCGAGAGAGACAGCAGCUACAUCGGCUAUGAAUUCUCCAUCAACUUUACCGUCUACUGAUUCACUUGAUAAUUUAUCAAGUUUAUUCCCAGUAAAAAGUAAAAGAAAAUCUUCAUUAGCUUCAUCAGCUAUGAGAUUAGUAGGUCGUAGAGAUUCAACUACUUCAGAUCCAUUUGAUCUGCCUCCACUUUCAAACGUUCCCACAAAAACAAGUAGAAGGAAAAAGGAUUGUAUAAUCAUGUGAAUAUAGAUAUGUAUACCCCAGAUUAUGAAUUAUGUGUAAAUAAAAAUUAAUUAAUUAUUUUAUUAUUAUUAAGUACUAGAGCCUUGCCUGUAUAUAAUACAAUGCAACAGUAAAGGACGCGUUAGUUAAAGACGGAUAUGUUACCAACUAUUCUAACAAGUUAACGCCUCUAAGUAGAAGUAGAAUGACUGUAUAUGACAAGCAAGCCAAUUUAAUUUAUACAAAAUAAGAGAUAGUAGACAAGUAAAUUUAUGAUUUAAGAAAAAGGAGUAAAACAGGAGUAGAACUAUAACAGGUGAUACGGUACUUCGCAACAGUCACAGGUUAGUAUUAAUAAAUAUUUUCUUGUUGUGAAGAAGAAAGAAACAAUUUAUAAACAUAAGUAAAUUUAUUAUGUAAGUAAAUAAAACAUAAUAAAUUUAUUAUGUUUAUGUG
Messenger RNA from Scheffersomyces amazonensis, 1877 nucleotides. RefSeq lists its product as uncharacterized. The coding region runs from base 279 to 1442 and encodes 387 amino acids. Lineage: Eukaryota; Fungi; Ascomycota; Pichiomycetes; Serinales; Debaryomycetaceae. Gene Ontology annotation, molecular function: heme binding; FAD binding; oxygen binding. Gene Ontology annotation, biological process: nitric oxide catabolic process; cellular response to nitrosative stress. The transcript has a single exon. The record is from RefSeq and is a predicted model, not a curated record. Gene Ontology annotation, cellular component: intracellular anatomical structure.